AUUUCCACCAUUUUUACCACCUCUGGCUUUACUUUGAAGAGUACAAGAAAUACCCCCCAGCAAAACUCUCUCAUUGGCUCCAACAUCCAAGAUCAAAUCAUCAAAUGGAACUCCUCAUCUCCAUCUCCACCAACCUCUAACUCCAUUAAGCCAUAUUCCCUCCAGAUCAGCCUCUUAUCCACCCUUCUUCAGCCCCAACUCGGUCAUUAAUUCUAUAUUUACGCCCAUAUUUAAUCUCAAAUCUCCUUGUCACCCAAAUCUCGCCCAUGAGAAAAUGCAGGGCCCCCAAUUACCCAAUACGUCCGAUACGAACAUCCCAGUCACCACCCCCUCCCUCCACCCUCCAUCCACCCCCCAGGUCCCUCUCUCUCUCCCUCCCAGAAGCUCAUUUCUUUCCCCAAUUCUACUCUUUGGUUGGUCCCUUCCCGCCACACCUUUGCCUUUUUGUCCCCUACCCUUCUUUCCCUUCCCUUCCCUCCCCCAAACCUCCAUCUCCAAACCUUCAUCCUUCAAUACCCAAAAAACACCACCACUCCUUUUGGUGUCUCUUCUUCGUGUUCUUUGCCCUUUUUAAUUUUUUUGAACAGCUUCAGCUUCUUACUUCCAAUCUCGUUCACCUUGUUAAAAUACGCAUACCUUUACACCUAUUCUUCUGCUCCCCGAAUAAACAGGUCCCUUUCCUUAACACACGCCCCCUGCAGCAGCCACACCAACAGCACAGCGAUCAAAAAAAAUCCCGAGCUCCACCGAACCUGUCGAUUUUCUCUCUCGCCCUUUGAGCUUCUAGAAGACCGUUUUUUCUUUGCUGCAAGGAGAGAUCCGCGGCUGCAUACAUACCUCUUGCCUACCAGCUUGUUUAGCUCGCAGCUAUCCCGAUUUCGAAAUCUAUCCGAAAGCUCAAACCUUCAACCCUGCGAAACGCUACGCUACGCUCUCUCGCCCCAAGAUAAACAACCCCCUUCGUGCGAUGGUCCGCUGAGACGCCUGUAUACAAUCUCGCUCGAAAGCAAUCAAACAUCGAACAUAUCGAAAACAAACCUCCCCUUUUUGCCUCCGCGUGGGCUAUAUACUUCAUAUCAACCUCAUUUUAUACGCCCCUGCUAUAAGCUAUAAUAUCUUUCAAUUCGAAUUGAUCUUGUCUUAAACAUAUAUUGGGCCAUCUACAACCUUCUCUUCAGAAGCUAUCAGUUUUACUACACACUUUCGUGCCUCACAAGGCACUUUAUCCUUCAACACGGCUGUAUUAUCACCACCGGUGCGGGACAACUUUGUCCUCCCACCUCAUCUUUUGGGUAUGCAGGAAACAGCAUCAACCAGCGCCAUGAACGGCCCAAACGCCAGGACUGCCUCCCGCUUCCCCGGCCAUGCCUCCAAACCAUCCCUCUCCGAGACGGGCUUCUCCCACGGCGCCUACAGCUCGAACCAGUUCUCCAUGGGCGGAUACGGCGACAGGCAUCCAAACCGUGCAGCGAACAUCCCUUCGAUCAACACGCAACCGCUAGGGCAGAACGGGGCUGAUGCCUCCACACCAGGGACCGCCUUCGACAUGCAGUUCACCCCAUUACUGCCGUCCCAGCUCCUCCUCGGAAGCCCCUUUCAACCGGGCUCCCCGGCCGCAUUUGCCAACCCGCAGUUCCAGAAUUUUGCCAACUUCAGCCAGCAGCAUAAUGGACAGCAGCAGCAGCAAAACGGCAUGGCCAGCCCCAUCCAGGGCCAGAUGUCACCACAACUUUACCAGGCCAUAGUUUCCCCGUCGACUUAUGGUGCUCCGCAGUUCUACGCCCCGCAGUCUCCGACUCAGGGAUACGCUGCUCUGGGGAACCAGAUGCAGCUACAGAUGCAAAUGCAGAUGCAGAUGCCGACUUCGCCGCAGCAGGCCCAGGGCAUCGCGGCCGGAACGAGCAGGACUGUCUAUCUUGGCAACAUCCCCCCUGAGACGUCCGCUGAGGAGAUUUUGGGUCAUGUCCGUAGUGGACAGAUUGAGUCCGUCAGACUCCUCCCAGACAAGAACUGCGCGUUCAUCUCCUUCUUGGAUGGUGCCUCUGCCACUCACUUCCACUCGGAUGCCAUCUUGAAGAAACUGGCUAUCCGCGGACAGGACAUCAAGAUCGGCUGGGGCAAGCCGUCCCAGGUCCCGACGUCUGUUGCACUCGCCGUGCAGCAGUCCGGCGCCUCGCGAAACGUUUACCUUGGUAAUCUGUCGGAAGACAUUACCGAGGAUGAGCUGCGCGAGGACCUGGGCAAGUUCGGCCCCAUCGAUACAGUCAAGAUUGUCCGUGAAAAGGCAAUCGGAUUCGUUCACUUCCUGUCUAUUGGAAAUGCAAUCAAGGCGGUCUCUCAGCUCCCACAGGAGCCGAAGUGGCAGGCUCCUCGCAAGGUCUACUACGGUAAGGACCGCUGCGCGUAUGUGUCCAAGACCCAGCAGCAGAACGCGGCGCAGUACCUUGGUAUUGCUCCUGGUUACGCCCAUGUCCUGAACGGCGCGGACCGUGAUCUGAUCUCCAACGCUCUAGCCCAGCAGUCCGUCGCAGCAGCCGCCGUUGCCACCACCGCCGGCGGCAUCAACAACCUCGGAAACCGCACCGUCUACCUCGGCAACAUCCACCCUGAGACCACCAUCGAAGAGAUCUGCAAUGUCGUCCGUGGCGGCCUCCUACACCACAUCCGCUACAUCCCCGACAAGCACAUCUGCUUCGUGACCUUCAUCGACCCCACCUCUGCGGCCUCCUUCUACGCCCUCAGCAACCUCCAAGGCCUGAUGAUCCACAACCGCCGCCUCAAGAUCGGGUGGGGCAAGCACUCCGGCGCCCUCCCCCCCGCCAUCGCCCUCGCCGUCAGCGGCGGCGCCUCGCGCAACGUCUACGUUGGCAACCUCGACGAGUCCUUCACCGAGGACCGUCUGCGUCAGGACUUCACCGAGUACGGCGAGAUUGAGCUCGUCAACACGCUGCGCGAGAAAUCGUGCGCGUUCGUCAACUUCACCAAUAUCGCUAAUGCUAUCAAAGCCAUCGAGGCCAUCCGCGGAAAGGAGGAUUACCGUCGCUUCAAAGUCAACUUCGGCAAAGACCGCUGCGGAAACCCACCACGCCAGCUCCAACAGCAAUCCCAGCAGCAGGCCCAGCCCAACCGCGCAGACGGCGUCAACUCCCCCGCCUCAGCAGGGCACCAGAGUAACUCCCAAAACGGCUCCAGCCCGACAAACUCCCAAGCCCCAACUACCUCCUUCCAGCCCGCCCAAGCCAACACCGCUAGCGCUGUCCUGAACGCGGGGAGCAAUAACCCGUUGACUAUGUACCUCAAUCAGAUGAGCCAGCAGCAGGCGGCGCAGCACGCGCAGCAUCAGCAUCAGCAGUCCCUCGAGGGCGCGCAGGCGACGUAUCAGCAGCAGAGACAGCAGGCGCUUGUGCAGCAGAUUUAUGGGAAUGGUGCAGGGGGGGAUAAUGGUGGCGAGAACAACAACAACCAGAAUGGGCAAGCAGACGGACUAGGAAUCCAAACACACUCGCAUGGCGGACAUCAGCAUUCUGCGUCUAUCUCCAACGGCUACGCAGCCCCUACCUCAAGCUCAACGACUGUAGGCGGUCUCCUCGCCCCUUCCAACGCGCGGAGCCAACACGCGAGAGCGGCAUCUCUCCCAUUCUUCGCGCAGGACUCCUCGAACCAGUCAACCACCUCCUCUAACGGCCUUGGCGUCAACGGCGGCGGUGGUGGGCAGGGUUUCGCAGGCAGGGGCCACGCGUAUCAAUCUUCCUUCUCGGGACUUGUGAGCGGGAUGGGGGGAUUGGGGUUUGGUAAUGCGGGGGGGAUGAGUGCGGGGAUGGGUGUUGUGGGGGGAGGUGCGGGUGGGGGUGGGGGGUAUGGACUUGCGCUCCAGGAGGGGGGGUUGAAUGGGUGGGCUGAGGAGGCUUCUUAGUCUGCUUUGGCUUGAUCUGUUGUGCCUUUUCGUCUGGCUGCGUGGUUGUCCGGCCUUUCAUCUGCUCUGACCUCCAUGUGAUGUGACGGUUGACGGUGAUGGAGAGGGAGUGGCUGAGAGUUGCGACGAGCGUUGUACCAACAUCGAUAAUCUAUCUUUUUUACUUUUUUACCUUUCUUUGCUUGUAUACUUUGGUUUUUACUGUUUUAAUAUCCUACUUUUUUUGCUGCUUGUUGCUGUCCUUUUGCAAACUAUUGUUUUUUUUGGGGUCGUUAUUUUUGACCCUAUCACACUGCUGCUCAUCUUACCUUACGGGCACGCCUACCUUUUUUUUGUUCUUGUUGUCCAUCGAUUGCUUUCGUGCUUACUUGUUUUUCGCGGUUGGAAUCUCGGGCGCUAUUUGCUUUACUGUUUUUUGCUGCGUCGCGCGCGCGUUGUGAUAUCAUCCCUGCUUUUUAGGUCUUAGGUCUUUUUUAAUCGCUAGUCUUUUUUGGAUCGAAGCCUAGUUUCAUUUGGAAAGGGACGCGAGAGGAACGAAAACGGGCUGGAUACGGGAGGGGAUGGAAGCUGGUGAGAUACGGAUGGACUGAAGAUGGAAGGAGAAGAGAGGGGAGAGAUAUAAUACCAUAUAAUAGAGCGACACCUACCCCCAGGGAGUGGGAGAGAGGGGAGAUGUAAUAUGAGAUAGGCGUGGGAUGUCAGGGCAUAGGGACAUUUAGUGGCAUAGUCUGGGAGUGGGGAUAAUGGAAUACCUGGGUUUUUGAG
This is a messenger RNA of Pseudogymnoascus verrucosus, 4678 nucleotides long. RefSeq lists its product as uncharacterized. Lineage: Eukaryota; Fungi; Ascomycota; Leotiomycetes; Thelebolales; Thelebolaceae. Gene Ontology annotation, biological process: mRNA splicing, via spliceosome. Bases 1295 to 3913 code for a protein of 872 amino acids. The transcript has a single exon. Gene Ontology annotation, molecular function: mRNA binding. Gene Ontology annotation, cellular component: cytoplasmic stress granule. The record is from RefSeq and is a predicted model, not a curated record.